UGCUGCUUGGUCAAGUGAGAAAGUAAUAAACCUUCAGAAGAGCUAAUUAUUAGCCUGAAGCAGACAAUGAUCAGUGAGCAAUAAAAUUAAUGCGUUUUACUCUUCUCCAUGGUCAUCACUGUCAAAUGAUCCGUGAAUCUUCACCAUUACUUGGUGUACAUUCAGAAAUCUAGCACAGGUACAUGACACGUACUGAGGAGAAUGAAUAACACCAAUCGAGAAAAUCUUCCAUGGCAAAUACGUCAGGUUCUGGUUCCUACUCUGGAUGCAAUGGUCAUGGUGAUCGGGUUGGUGGGCCACUCGCUAGUCAUCUAUAUCCUGACCGGAUACAGGAGAAAGAACGGAUCCCUGUUAUUUCAAGGAACAGAUACAUUACUUUUGGCCUUGAGCGCCUCGGAUCUACUGCUCAUCCUCUGCUUGCCCUUCCACACCGCUGCUAUUGCAUUAGGCUACUGGCCCUUCAGCAGGCUCCUUUGCAAAACCAUCAGCUUCCUGGGCGUGGCCUGCAGCUCGGCGAGCGUACUGACCCUAGCCGCAUUAGCGGUAUCACGCUACCUCAUUGUGGUGCACUCCACCUGGUCAUUUCGUUUAAGAAUGGAACGCUGGAUCCGUUUUUCCGCGAUUCUAAUGUGGGUGCCGGCGAUCUCACUGGGUGCACCUCAGUUCGCUUUCCGCACCGUGAGUUCUACUCCGAUCCUCUGCUUUGCCUUUCUGUCGAACCUCAGCCAGGUGGUCUACAGUGCCAUAUUGUUCCUGGUCGGCUUUGCUCUGCCCUUGAUCAUCAUUGUCGUCAUGUACUGCAAACUUUACAGAUUCCUACAGAGGACGCGACUGCGAGGUGCAGCGCCACAGCUGGAACGCUACCAACGACAGGUCACCCAGACGUCGGCCCUGUUGGUGUUGGUUUUUACCCUCUGCUGGUUGCCAUCCUACAUCUUCAUGUUCCUGCUAGCUUGCGGUACACACAGCACACAAGUGUACUUUGCCGUCAUCGCCCGCUUACUGGCUAGCUCCUCGGUCGUAGCCAAUCCGGUGCUCUAUGCUUUCAUGUCCCACAAGUUCAGACAAAAAAUGUUAGCAUUAGGGCGAAUGCAAUGCAGACGUUGCACGUGUGUUUCAGGAAGAACCAUAGUGCAGCCAUUUAACCCAGUGGAGGAGGAAACCCCUUCCUAACACUAACCCUGACCGGCUAUAAAUCAACAAAGUCAAUAAUGGGCCUAAUAACAGACUGAGAUAAGACACAAAGGACAAGGCAAAUCUUUCA
This is a messenger RNA of Paramisgurnus dabryanus, 1264 nucleotides long. RefSeq names its product C-X-C chemokine receptor type 4. NCBI's taxonomy places the organism in Eukaryota, Metazoa, Chordata, Actinopteri, Cypriniformes, Cobitidae. Gene Ontology annotation, molecular function: C-C chemokine receptor activity; C-C chemokine binding. Gene Ontology annotation, biological process: G protein-coupled receptor signaling pathway; immune response; cell chemotaxis. Gene Ontology annotation, cellular component: external side of plasma membrane; membrane. The record is from RefSeq and is a predicted model, not a curated record.